CUCAAACGCCAACAAGGAACAAGAAACUUUAGAGGUUAGGCUUGUAAAGAUACUCGAGCUUCGGAAAAGUAAUUAGAUAUUCGCGGUUUUCACUUUUCAUCGUUAAAUUUCCAUUUAAUUCAUCAUUUGAAAAACAGUUUCCUGUUAUUGUAUUUCACCGAAAAUACUGAAUAAUUAUCAGUGCCUUUCCAAGGGACUGUCAGACGCGCUUACGGCAUGAAGUACCUUCACCGUUUCUUUCAUUAAACAGACGCCUGAAAGUCUAUAAUCACAAAUUACUGAGAAUUUCUUUUGCUUAUUUUGCCUAUCAGAAAUCGUGUAAUCCUGCUAAGAAAUCUUCCUACUUUACUUAAAAUGGCUUUACCAGCAUUUCGCAGAUCAUUGCUUCAUUUGACCAGUUCAGUUCUUCAGACGCAGUACCGAACUUCCUACUAUAUUCUCUUACCAGAACUUGGUCAAAAAGAUACUGAAAAGUUGCAGUACUCAGUGAAUGAUUCAUUACCUGAUUUUCGCAACCUUUCACUCGAAUCAUGUGCAAGUAUAGUCGAAAAUUCUUGCAUCGAUUACAGUGUGGGUGUCAGAAAUCUGCAUGGCAGUAUUAAAGAUAAAGAAAUAAAAGAUGUGUUCAAGGAAGUUUUUGACACAAUGGAAAAACUAAACAUUUCUCUAGAAUCUAUGUGGGGUGUGAUAAAAGUCUUGUUCCUUGUCGAUCAGAAUAUCAUAGGUCCUGAGUUAUUUACAUCAAUCACCAAGAGAGUUGAAGAAUGCAGGCGAAAUAAAUUUGACAUUCCAGAGAUUUACAAUGCUUGCAAGGCGUGUGAUGUGUCUAUGCUUUCUGAAGAGCAAGCAAGAGUAGUACGUAAAUUUCUAUCUGAAGGUAAAAUGUCAGGAGUUGAGCUACGUUUGAAGAACAGUCCAGACUUGAUGAAUUUCAAUCUUCAAGAUUCCAUAUUAUACAAAGAACGAAGACUUUUCACUGCUCGAUUGGAGUCUGCAAGAGGUAUAUUCCAGCAUACAUGCACAAAUCGUCACAGCAUUUCAGAGUUUCCCAAGGAGGUUUUAGAGACGAUGGUUGAAAAAAGUGGAAACGUCGAAGAAGGUCCUUGGUUAGUUACUUUAAGUCCUAUUUUACGAAGAUAUUUCCUGGAAUACUGUUCAGAUCGUGAUAUACGAUGGAAUUUCUACCAAGCUGAAGAGAGAGCUGGGUCUACGUGGGAAGAGGACGUCACCCUCAGGAACAGUCAAAGUGCUGAGGAAAUCCGCAAAGCCAGGCGCAUCAAGGCUAAAAUUUUAGGAUACCCAUCUUAUUUCCAUCAAAUGCUUGACACCAAAAUCGCUGGAAGCUUAGAGAAUGUAGAGGAUACACUUGCAUAUCUGUUAGAUAAAGCGCGGUCUCAACAAGAUACGGAAAUCGAUGAUCUUCAAUCAUUUAUAAAUGCCAGCGGUGAAACACACCCAAUCCAACUAUUUGAUCUGCCCUACUGGGCUAGGAUACACAAGAAAGCUGUUUUAAAUUUUGAUGACUAUGAUCAAAGGGUAUUCUUUCCUUUGCCGACUGUUUUCCAAGGACUACUAGACCUAUGUAGCAAAUUGUUCCACAUAUCGUUUAAGGAAGUGAAAGAUGGGAUCAGUACAUGGCAUCCCGAUGUCAAAUUUUACCAUGUCUACCGCAAUGAAGAAACUAAGCCGUGUGGAGCAUUUUACACGGAUCUAGUCAGAAGGGAUGGAAAAUACUUCUUAGGUUCCGAUUAUGGUUGGACCGUAGGGAUCCGGGAACAUUCACUUGUCCCAAAGAAAACUUUACCCAUCUCAGCCUUAGUGUUCAAUUUUACUCCUGGAGAAGGAAAGGACCCACCUUUAUUGCCUUUCUCAGCUGUACAGCAACUUUUUGCAAAGUUUGGCCAUGUUCUACAAAAUGCACUUUGUGAGGCAGCUUAUUCAGAUGUGUCAGGGCUGUCAUACGUCGAGUUUGAAGCUGUCGAAGCUGUUCCACAUUUCUUAGCUAAUUGGUUGUAUGAUGAUGCAGUAUUCGCAAGUAUCAAUGGUCAUUAUAAAACUGGCGAGAAGUUAAAUUUACCGCUCAAAUCCAUCCAGCAGCAUUUGAGUGGUUUCAAAUUAUGCCACGAGUUGUUCAAAUCACAUUUAGACCUUAGAAUGCAUGCAACGGAUGUAUUUUGGAAAGACAUUGUUAAUGAAAUAUGGCCGCAGCAUUAUACUUUUCCACGCUCCAAAUGGAAUAGCCUGCCGUGUCAAUUCUCUGAAGUUUUUAGCGAUGGCUGGGCUGCGGCUUACUACAGUCGAAUCUGGUCGCAAAUGAUAGCUGCAGACAUGACCAGCGCGUUCCAUGAAGAAAAUCAGGAUUCUGAAUCUGUAGGUUUAAGAUUUAGAGACACAUUUUUAACAUUUGGUGGAAGCUGUCAUGCAAGUGAAGUAUUUAGGAGGUUUAGAGGUAGAGAUCCUAGUCCCACAGCAUUACUGAAACAGUUAGGUUUAAUAGUUGGUUAAAUUUUUGGCAAUUUUCUCACCGUGAUUGUGCAAAAUAUCAUGUAUUUAUGUCCCGAUAAAGUUGUAAUUAAUUGUAAAUAUUUUGUCAAUAAAUUUGUUACAAAAAUCA
Molecule: messenger RNA, 2614 nt
Organism: Bemisia tabaci
Lineage: Eukaryota; Metazoa; Arthropoda; Insecta; Hemiptera; Aleyrodidae
Source: RefSeq, a predicted model, not a curated record